Molecule: messenger RNA, 672 nt
Organism: Cucurbitaria berberidis CBS 394.84
Lineage: Eukaryota; Fungi; Ascomycota; Dothideomycetes; Pleosporales; Cucurbitariaceae
Exons: 1
Coding region: 1-672 (223 amino acids)
Molecular function (GO): protein binding
Source: RefSeq, a predicted model, not a curated record
AUGGCGCUCCCGGCACCUACUAUCGAUCUCCUGCUCAACUUGAUCGAUACUCGUCCCCAGGCCAUCCUCAGCUCGCUUGCCCAACAUCCACAGCUCGCCUCAGCGCGCGAUGCGCACGGCUACUCGCUCAUCCACGCAGCCGCAUCGUAUAACCAGCUCAGUGUGCUGCGCGAGCUAGUCCAGAAGUACAACGCCAACGUAAACAUCCUCGACGAAGACGGCGAAACGGCUCUGUUCGCGACCGAAAACGCCCAAGUCGCAAAAUGUCUAGUCGAAGAGCUGGGCGCAGAUAUCAACCUGAGAAAUGAAGAGGGCAAGACAGCAGAAGAGAAGAUUGGUGAAGAGGAGGGCGAGGCGCAUGAAGUCUACCAGUAUCUGAAGAGCCUGCGGACAGGCAGCGAACCAGCAAGCGCGAGCGCAGUCGAGGUGGAAGGUGUACAUGCCCCGCCUCCGCUACCAAACGGUGUUCAGAUCAACAUGGGUACCAUGGCAGAGGAUGCUGCGGGAGAAGCGCCCGAUCCUGAGAUACGGAGACGGAUAGAGGAGCUUGCAGCGAGGGACGACUACCAGUCAGAUGAGGUACAACAACAGUUGCGAGAAUUAGUGCAGGAUGUAGUCAUGGGGAUCAACACGGAUGAGAGUGGCCGCAGUGUCAGGAGGAGAGUGGAUUGA